This is a messenger RNA of Drosophila grimshawi, 2793 nucleotides long. RefSeq names its product matrix metalloproteinase-14 (gene Mmp1). Gene Ontology annotation, biological process: proteolysis; extracellular matrix organization; collagen catabolic process. The coding region runs from base 198 to 1961 and encodes 587 amino acids. Gene Ontology annotation, cellular component: extracellular matrix. Lineage: Eukaryota; Metazoa; Arthropoda; Insecta; Diptera; Drosophilidae. The transcript is spliced from 6 exons. The record is from RefSeq and is a predicted model, not a curated record. Gene Ontology annotation, molecular function: zinc ion binding; metalloendopeptidase activity.
AGAUAAACUCACGUGUCAGACUAAUACCAAACUCAGUUGCUGCAAUUAUUGCCAAAAGUCAACAUUCAUCACUCACGUGUGCGCAGUUGUUUAUUACAAACUUCAGUCACGACUUGAAGUUCAAAGUGCGCCCCACACAACAGCAACAAUACCAAUACAACAUUAACAACAACAACAACAACAACAACAGCUACAAAAUGUCCAACACCUGCCAAAGCUACUCAUCCGUGUUCAUACUCCUAGGCACAUUGCUAUCCAUUUUGGUAGCCGCCCAGAGUGCGCCAGUUUCCUCAACGACAAAAGCCGAGAUCUACCUGUCGCAGUUUGGCUACCUGCCGGCCUCGGCUCGCAAUCCGGAGAACAGCGGGCUGCAGGAUAAGCGCACAUGGGUGAACGCCAUACAGGAAUUCCAGAGUUUUGCUGGACUCAACAUCACCGGCGAACUGGAUGAGGAGACGAUGAAAUUGAUGUCACUGCCACGUUGUGGUGUCAGGGAUCGAGUCGGCACUGGCGACGGUCGAUCCAAGCGCUAUGCCCUCCAGGGCAGUCGCUGGCGUGUGAAGAACCUCACCUAUAAAAUCUCCAAGUACCCGAAGCGUUUGAAGCGCAACGAUGUCGAUGCGGAGAUUGCACGUGCCUUCGCUGUCUGGAGCGAGGAUACCGAUCUAACCUUCACCAGAAAGACAUCGGGCCCCGUGCACAUUGAGAUCAAAUUUGUUGAAAGCGAGCAUGGAGAUGGCGAUGCCUUCGAUGGACAGGGCGGCACUUUGGCCCAUGCUUUCUUCCCCGUUUUUGGUGGCGAUGCGCAUUUCGAUGAUGCCGAAUUGUGGACCAUUGGAUCGCCGCGUGGCACAAAUCUGUUCCAGGUUGCUGCUCACGAAUUUGGUCACUCCUUGGGCCUGUCGCAUUCGGAUCAGAGCUCAGCGCUGAUGGCGCCAUUCUAUCGUGGCUUUGAGCCCGUCUUCAAGCUGGACGAGGAUGACAAGGCAGCGAUACAAUCGCUGUAUGGACGCAAGACGAGUCAGCUGACGCCCACCAAUGCCUUCCCGCCCACCACGCACAGACCAUCGUACACGCCGCCCAAGGUGCCUCUGGAUGACUCCAUUUGCAAGGACUCCAAGAUAGACACGCUGUUCAACUCGCCGACCGGCGAAACGUACGCAUUUAAGGGCGAUAAAUACUACAAGCUGACAACGGACUCCGUUGAGGAUGGCUAUCCGAAGCUCAUAUCCAAGGGCUGGCCAGGAUUGCCCGGCAAUAUCGAUGCUGCAUUUACGUACAAGAACGGCAAAACGUACUUCUUCAAGGGCACUCAGUACUGGCGCUACCAGGGCACCCAAAUGGAUGGUGCGUAUCCCAAGGAGAUUAGCGAGGGCUUCACCGGCAUUCCAGAUCACUUGGACGCAGCAAUGGUUUGGGGCGGCAACGGCAAGAUCUACUUCUUCAAGGGAAGCAAGUUCUGGCGCUUCGAUCCCUCCAAGCGGCCACCCGUCAAGGCCACCUACCCCAAGCCCAUCUCCAACUGGGAGGGCGUGCCGAACAAUCUGGAUGCGGCGCUCCGAUACACCAAUGGCUACACCUACUUCUUCAAGGGCGACAAGUACUAUCGCUUCCACGAUGCACGCUUUGCGGUGGAUACGGCAACGCCGGCAUUCCCGAGACCAACGGCGCACUGGUGGUUCGGCUGCAAGAACACGCCCUCGUCCACAGGUAAUAUUAUUGAGGAUGAUCGAGAGGAGUCUGAGCAGCGCUCACAGCUAUAUGCUGAUGAUGGUAAUGGUGAUAUUGACCUAGAAGCAGCAGUCGGUGAUCACCAAACCAAUGAUGAGCCCAUCGAGCCCGAAAAGUCGGAACGAACUGGAUCUGGUGCGAUGUCCAUUCAGCUGUCCAGCAACUCCGGUGCCAGUGUGCUCCUGACCACGUUCCUGCUCUGCUGUCUAUCCAAGUAUAUAAUUAGCUAAAAUAUCUGAACAUUGCGCAAUUCUUAGGAACAUUUCACUGAGAUAAAUAUUCAAUUUUAGUAAAGUUUUGAAAAUUUUACUGCACUUUGCAAAAUCUUGAUAGGCUACCUACAAAUUUGAAUUGUGUAUUCGAAUAAUACGAACCUACAUAUUAACAAGAAAUCAAUCAUAUAUAUAUAAAUAUAUAUAUGUAUAGAUAUAUAUGUAUCAUGUGAAACAGGUGCCUUAAAUUCGUUGUUGUGUAAAUACAAAUUGCAAAAAGCAGCAUUAAAUGUAAUUAAACUUUAAUCUUAAAUAGCUAUUAACAUUCCAAGGAAAUACAAGAAUGCAAUAUAAAACGAAAUAAACAAAAAAGAUCAGGAUUCAUAUCAUAGCCGAAACUACGAGUAUGUUAUGUAACUUAAAGAUGACAAUUUGCGAUAUUAACUAUAGCAAGCCAUAUGAAAAACAAAAAAAUAUAUUUUAAAAAAUACUAAAAAUCGAUAAAGCAACAAAUGAUAAACGUAUUUUAGUUGAAUUCGAGUUGUUACACUCACUAAAAGAGCAAUUCAAUGUUGUUUAGAGCUGCGUAACAAUUAAGUAUAGAAACUAAUGCUGUUUAUCGAAAGGACUUAUGAUCGUAAGGAAACCAUAAUAAAAGAUCAUUAUUAAAUUAAGUCUAAGCGUAAGAUUAUAAGAAUUCUGUAAGCGAUAUUUGUUCGGGUUUAAUAUUUAAAACCGAAAUAUUAUUAUUUAAUUUACAUAUUAUUAUUAUCGUGUUACAAUUUAUAAAAAUUGUACGUUGCAAACGUGAUCGAAAAACAUUAAAUAAAAAUUAAAAUGAGUGUUAAAA